GGCGGCAGAAUUUCACGAAUCAAUCACCAAAUGGCCGCCUCUGAAGUGACUGUAGCAGAGGAUCCUCUGCUCCCAAACGCCAUUGUUGAACACGCCGUUGACUAUAAAGGCCGUCCAGUCGGCCGAGCCAGUUCCGGUGGAUGGAGAUCGGCGUCAUUCAUUAUAGGUGUGGAAGUGGCGGAGAGGUUUGCAUACUACGGAAUCAGUUCCAACCUAAUCACCUACCUGACGGGGCCGCUGGGUCAAUCCACCGCCACGGCGGCGGAGAACGUCAAUGCCUGGUCUGGAAUGGCGAUGCUGUUGCCGCUUCUAGGUGCGUUCGUGGCAGACUCAUUUCUCGGCCGAUUUCGCACCAUUAUCGUUUCAUCCCUUCUCUAUAUCCUUGGACUUGCCUUUUUAACCCUUUCUGCUGUCCUUCCGUUCAGCAAUUCUGACUGCCAAACUGGUGCAGACAUUAAAGCAUGUUCUCCUCCUCAACUCCAGAUUAUCUUCUUUUUCUUUGCACUGUAUCUAGUAGCUCUUGCACAAGGAGGGCACAAACCCUGUGUUCAGGCUUUUGGAGCUGACCAGUUUGAUGUGCAUGAUUCAAGAGAGUGCAAACAGAAAAGCUCCUUCUUCAACUGGUGGUAUUUUGGCAUAUGUUUCGGCGCUUUUGUUACAAUCUUGAUGAUGAGUUACAUUCAAGAUAACCUAAGUUGGGGUCUUGGCUUUGGGAUUCCUUGCAUUGUCAUGGUUCUUGCACUAAUCAUAUUCUUACUAGGAACUACAACUUAUAGGUUCAGUGCCAACCACAAAAUGAAAAACCCAUUCAUGAGAAUUGGUAAAGUAUUUGUCAAAGCAGUAAAGAAUUGGUGGAUUCCGCAAUCUGUAAUUUGCAUAGAAGAGGAAAGUCAUGGAAUCCCUCCCUGUUCCCUACAGUAUCGGUUCCUUAACAAAGCAAUGCUUGCUCCCAAUGAUUCGCAAGAUGGGGAGGUUUGCACCAUCAGCGAUGUUGGAGAAGCAAAAGCAGUUCUAAGUCUUGUUCCAAUAUGGAUUUCUUGUUUGGUGUUUGGGAUUGUAUAUUCCCAGUCAGAAACUUUAUUCACCAAGCAGGGCUUCACAAUGGACAGGUCCAUAGGUACAAAUCUUGAAGUCCCAGCUGCUGCUCUUCAAUGCUUCAUUGCCUUUACCAGUCUUUUCUUGGUCCCCUUCUAUGACUGCAUCUUCGUUCCUAUUACCAGAUCCAUCAGCGGGAAGCCCUCAGGGAUAACAACACUUCAACGAGUUGGGGUCGGGUUAUUUCUAUCAAUUGUCACAAUGGUGAUAGCAGCUCUGGUCGAAAGCAGGCGCCUCAGAGUUUCUCAAGCAUAUCAGUUGGUCGAUUUGCCCGAGGCAACGGUUCCAAUGAGCGUGUGCUGGUUAAUACCGCAGUAUGUAUUAUACGGAAUUUUUGAACUAUUCGCCUCAAUUGGUAUGCAGGAAUUUUUCUAUGAUCAAGUGCCAAACGACCUGAAAAGCAUUGGGCUUGCUCUUUUCCUCAGUGUGUUUGGGGUAGGGAGCUUCCUAAGCAGUCUUCUCAUUUCUGUCAUUCAGAAAGCAACCAUUAAUGGGGAAGGUAGUGAAGGGUGGAUCUCCGGCAACUUGAAUAAUGGACAUCUGGAUUACUUCUAUUGGCUGCUGGCAUUGCUUAGCACAGUCGCAUUCACAAUCUACCUGUACUUCUCGAGAUCAUACAUGUAUACUCAGAAGUGUGUUGAUGUCUGGCGGGGUCGUCUCCUCUCUAUGGCCGCCACCGGAAGAACCAUCCUUUCCGACGCCGAAACUCCAUUUCUCCAAGACGACGUCGUGGAUGGCUCUGUCGAUUUCAAAGGCCGCCCCGCUGUCCGAUCCACAACGGGGCGGUGGCGAUCCGCAUCCUUCAUCAUAGGUGUGGAAGUGGCAGAGAGGUUUUCCUAUUAUGGAAUAAGUUCGAAUCUGAUAAGCUAUCUCACUGGCCCUCUCGGCCAAUCGACGGCGGCGGCGGCCGCCAAUGUGAACGCCUGGUCCGGAGUUGCGUCGCUUUUGCCUCUUUUGGGAGCCUUCCUGGCCGACUCAUUUCUCGGUCGGUACCGGACAAUUGUCAUCUCCUCCCUGCUCUAUACCCUGGCUCUGGGCUUCCUGACCAUCUCUACCGUGAUUCCUUUCGAGUCUUCUGACUCUCAAUUCCAAGUUAUCUUCUUCUUCUUUGCUCUAUACCUUGUGGCACUAGCCCAAGGUGGGCACAAGCCUUGUGUUCAAGCUUUUGGGGCUGAUCAGUUUGAUACUCAAGAUCCGCAGGAAUGCAAAGCCAAAAGCUCAUUCUUCAACUGGUGGUAUUUUGGGAUGUGCUUCGGUGUUAUGGUUACGCUAUGGAUUUUGAACUAUGUUCAGGACAACCUCAGUUGGGGUCUUGGGUUUGGUAUCCCUUGUGUAGUAAUGGCUCUUGCUCUUGUUAUCUUCUUGCUUGGGACUUAUACUUAUCGUUUUCGCCAAGACAGAGAUGAGAAGAAUCCGUUUGUGAGAAUUGGCCGUGUAUUUAUCUAUGCAGCUAGGAACCACAAGACUAGCUCUGCAGCGAUAGCCUUGGAACAAGAGACUCAGGGAAUUCUACCUAAUGAAGGUUCUCAGCAGUUCAAGUUCCUUAACAAGGCACUGCUUGCUCCCGAUGGUUCAAAGGAGGAUGGAGAAGUUUGUAGCAUCAGCGAGGUUGAAGAAGCUAAGGUCAUUCUCAGAUUGGCUCCGAUAUGGGUGACAUGUUUAGUGUAUGCCAUCGUGUUUGCACAGUCAUCUACUUUAUUCACGAAGCAAGGAGCUACGAUGAAUAGAUCUAUCAGUUCGAAUCUUCAAGUGCCCCCUUCUACACUACAAACUUUCAUUAGCCUUUUUGUUGUCAUCUUUAUCCCUAUAUAUGACUGCAUUUUGGUUCCCGUUGCACGAGCUGUAACUGGAAAGCCCUCGGGAAUAACAAUGCUUCAAAGAAUUGGAACGGGAAUAUUUUUAUCUGUCGUCUCUAUGGUGAUUGCAGCUAUAGUAGAACAGCGACGUCUUCAAAUUGCUUCAGACUACGGGUUAAUUGACAAGCCAGAUGCAACCGUUCCCAUGAGCGUGUGGUGGCUAAUACCUCAGUAUGCAUUGUUUGGCAUUUCAGACGUAUUCACCAUGGUCGGCCUACAAGAGUUUUUCUACGAUCAGGUGCCCAAGGAGCUGAAAAGCAUAGGUCUCGCUUUGUACCUCAGUAUAUUUGGCAUCGGGAGCUUCUUAAGCAGCUUUCUCAUCUCUAUCAUCGAGCAAGCCACCAGUAAAGAUGGCGGAGACAGUUGGUUUUCCGACAACUUGAACAGGGCGCAUCUCGACUACUUCUACUGGCUCCUUGCCGGACUUUCUGCACUUUCAUUGCUUGCAUACCUGUAUUUUUCAAGAUCUUAUGUCUACAACAAAGCCAUUGUGAUAUAAAAUGCUUGGGCAAACUACUCUCCAGAUUCCAGAACAGGUGCUGGGUGAAAUCUUUGUACUAUCUUGGACAUUGUGGAAAUGUAAUGUUGGUCAAUUGUUUCCCAUUUUAUGUAACACUAGAACGUAAAAUGUGAUGUAUAUAAAUGGUAAAA
Ipomoea triloba (trilobed morning glory) is the source of this 3602-nucleotide messenger RNA. RefSeq lists its product as uncharacterized. The record is from RefSeq and is a predicted model, not a curated record. The transcript is spliced from 8 exons. NCBI's taxonomy places the organism in Eukaryota, Viridiplantae, Streptophyta, Magnoliopsida, Solanales, Convolvulaceae. Gene Ontology annotation, molecular function: tripeptide transmembrane transporter activity; dipeptide transmembrane transporter activity. Bases 31 to 3450 code for a protein of 1139 amino acids. Gene Ontology annotation, biological process: dipeptide transport; transmembrane transport. Gene Ontology annotation, cellular component: membrane.